GGCAAUCAUGGUGCCGCUGGGGAGGGGAGAAGCUGCUGCCGCCGCUGUUGCCGGGAGCCGCGGAGAAAGAUCAUUAUCUUUCCAUUUCUCACAAUUGGGCUGAAUACGACUGAAACAUGGGGGAACACAGUCCAGACGACAACAUCAUCUUCUUUGAGGCAGAGGAAGAUGACCUGACCCCCGAUGACAAGAUGCUCAGGUUUGUGGAUACCAACGGACUGGUGCCUUCCUCAUCUGGAACUGUUUAUGAUAGGACCACUGUUCUUAUUGAGCAGGACCCUGGCACUUUGGAAGAUGAAGAUGACGAUGGACAGUGUGGAGAACACUUGCCUUUUUUAGUAGGGGGUGAAGAGGGCUUCCACCUAAUAGAUCAGGAAGCAAUGUCCCAGGGUUACGUGCAACACAUUAUCUCACCAGAUCAAAUUCAUUUGACUAUAAACCCUGGUUCUACACCCAUGCCAAGAAAUAUUGAAGGUGCAACCCUUACUCUACAGUCGGAAUGUCCGGAAACAAAACGUAAAGAAGUAAAGCGGUACCAGUGCACCUUUGAAGGCUGUCCCCGUACCUACAGCACAGCAGGCAACCUGCGUACCCAUCAGAAGACUCAUCGAGGAGAGUAUACAUUCGUCUGUAAUCAGGAGGGCUGUGGCAAGGCCUUCCUCACCUCUUACAGCCUCAGGAUCCAUGUGCGAGUGCACACGAAGGAGAAGCCAUUUGAGUGUGAUGUGCAGGGCUGUGAGAAGGCAUUCAACACACUGUACAGGCUGAAAGCACAUCAGAGGCUUCACACAGGGAAAACAUUUAACUGUGAAUCUGAAGGCUGCAGCAAAUACUUCACCACACUCAGUGAUCUGAGGAAGCACAUUCGAACCCAUACAGGAGAAAAGCCAUUUCGAUGUGAUCAUGAUGGCUGUGGAAAAGCAUUUGCAGCAAGCCACCACCUUAAAACUCAUGUCCGUACACAUACCGGUGAAAGACCCUUCUUCUGCCCGAGUAAUGGCUGUGAGAAAACAUUCAGCACUCAAUACAGUCUCAAAAGUCACAUGAAAGGUCAUGAUAACAAAGGACACUCAUACAAUGCACUUCCACAACACAACGGAUCAGAGGAUACAAAUCACUCACUUUACCUGAGUGACUUGUGCCUUCUGUCCACAGAUUCAGAACUGCAAGAAAAUUCCAAUACAACACAGGGCCAGGACCUCAGCACAAUUUCACCAGCAGUCAUCUUUGAAUCGAUGUUCCAGAAUUCAGAUGAAUCAGCAAUUCAGGAAGAUCCUCAGCAGACAGCUGCCUUGAUUGAAAGUUUUAAUGGUGAUGCAGAAUCAGUCAGUGAUGUUCCACCACCUGCAGGAAAUUCAGCAUCUUUAUCUCUUCCGCUUGUACUGCAGCCUGGCCUCUCCGAGCCACCCCAGCCUCUGCUGCCAGCCUCAGCUCCGUCCGCUCCUCCACCUGCUCCCUCCCUAGGACCCGGUUCCCAGCAAGCUGCAUUUGGCAACCCCCCUGCUCUCUUACAACCUCCAGAAGUGCCUGUUCCCCACAGCGCGCAGUUUGCUGCUAAUCAUCAAGAGUUUCUUCCGCAUCCCCAGGCACCGCAGCCCAUCGUACCAGGACUUUCCGUUGUUGCUGGGGCUUCUGCAUCAGCAGCGGCGGUGGCAUCGGCCGUGGCAACACCAGCCCCACCACAAAGUACUACUGAGCCCUUGCCAGCCAUGGUCCAGACUCUGCCUCUGGGUGCCAACUCUGUCCUAACUAAUAAUCCCACCAUAACCAUCACCCCAACUCCCAACACGGCUAUCCUGCAGCCCAGCCUAGUUAUGGGAGAACAGAACUUACAAUGGAUAUUAAAUGGUGCCACCAGUUCACCACAAAACCAAGAACAAAUUCAACAAGCAUCUAAAGUUGAGAAGGUGUUUUUUACCACUGCAGUACCAGUAGCCAGUAGCACAGGGAGCUCUGUCCAGCAGAUUGGCCUCAGUGUUCCUGUGAUCAUCAUCAAACAAGAGGAGGCGUGUCAGUGUCAGUGUGCAUGUCGGGACUCUGCAAAGUAGUGGGUGGCUGCCUGGAGAAAGGGCUGUUCUUCCCCCCCUCCAGAGCUGAAUCCCCAGCCUCCUGAUGGUCCCAGCCCACAGCUGCCACCCCAGACUUUUUCCUCACCCCUGUCGCCUGUCAUCAUCCUCCACAAACCCUCUUCCUGUGAGCAAAGCAGAUAGGCCAAGGCUCCUUCAGACCCUGAGACAGAAAUGUUAAGUGCCAUGGAUGUGUCAGAGUUCCUGUCCCUCCAGAGCAUGGACACCCCGUCCAAUCUGAUUCCCAUUGAAGCACUACUGCAGGGGGAGGAGGAGAUGGGCCUGACCAGCUUCUCCAAAUGAAGGGCCCAUGUGUGCUCACCUCCAGGAAGAGGGCAAGCAGGAAGCAUGAGGUGUGAUGCCUACCAUCAUGGGGUCAGAAAUCAGAAGGAUGAAGAAAUCUGCUGUUUGAAAGCCUCACCUUUCAGACGUAUUUUCUUUAUUCACAUCCCAGGAACAUCCAUUUUAAGGAACUGAUCUUUGGAAAAAAAAACAACAAAACAAAACAAAAAAAAAAAAAGCUAAGUUAUAAAUGAACUGUUUGGCUGCACUGUAUGUCACUUUUGCUUAUUGUCAUGUGAACUUGGAAAUUAAGGUUACUCGUAUGCAUAAAAAUUCUAAAUGAAAGGGUGUGGUUUCCAUCAAUCUGGUACUGCCCAGCACUGGCACUGGGCUCUUUGUGGAUGGGCAGUAGAGUUCAGUGUGUUGGCGGUGCUCCUCCUCCCUGUGUGUCUUUUACUCUGAGGCUGACUCCUGCUCAGAAGGCCAGAUCUUCACUCCAUCUAAGUGGGCAGUGGCAAGAGCAAGUGAGACAGCUGUGACUUGGACAGGGUUUGGGUGAUAUGGCUUUGCUGUUUGCUGUUGGUGUCAGUAGAGCUCAGGGUGGAUGCCGCAGGGGCUGUCCUGCAGUGUGCUCAGCACAAAUGGGCAACUUAAAGCCUAGUCCACCAGCUGUGGGAUGAUCUGGUUCUGAUAGGGCCCAGGCAAGUUGUUGACUGCUGUGUGUCAAUGAUGUGUGUGCAGAGCAGGCUCUAGCAACACAGUCACACUCUUUGCCUUCCUGGUUCUUUCCAUCUCUCAGUUUGCUUGCCAGGGCUUACAGGUCAUAGUGAAUUUUCCUUGGGGAACAUCCCUGUUUUGUGCUAGAGUGAACAUGUGGCUUAUGGCCAGUUGCCAGAUGGUGGUCUGCCUUCCUUUUAAUGGUAUUUUCCUCCUCAACAGAAUGGCUGUGUUUUGCUUAUCAGGAGAAGGUGCAAAUUGAAGGGAGUGUGGAUGAGGUGGCAGGUAAUUGGCAGGCCAGGUAUUCUGGUUCCGGGUUCUAGCCAGGUUUUUGGUUGCCCUCUCCUUUCUCCAGCCCUCACUCUCUGGAUUUUGCAUACAGCCUAGUACAGUGCAAACAAGGAUAACAAGGAUGUGACUUGCUCAGCUUAGUCAUGUGAUUUCUAAACAAAAAAGAAAAAAAAAAGAAAAAAAAAAAAAAGAAAACCACGAUGAUCUUCUACUCAGGGUAAAACAAAAUAAAAAAUUCCCCUUCCACCAAAAAGCCUGAAAUGUUGCAAUAAGUUAUCUCAUUUGGAAUGUUUAAUUAAGUUGUAUUAUAGGAAAAAAAUUUUUUUGAUUUGAUUUGUGUAUAGAAUUAUAUCCAUCUGUCUGCCUUUGGCUUCAAGUCAUUGCCUCUUAAAAUAAAACAUAAAAUACAAUCCACACUAGAAUGGAAAGUGUCUCUCAUCAGGCUAUUUAACGUAGUUAUGAGUGCUCACCAAGCUCAGAAGCUAGGCAUGACCCAGGGUGUGGAAUAGGCCUCUGUCUCCCAAGAACCCUUUCCCUGCCUUCAGCAAAGAGCAGGGUUCCCCACACAGGACAGGAGAGAUCUGCACUGGUUACUUCUGCUGUCUGGGCUGUGACUCAGAGCCAGCCAAUACAGUAUCUAGAGCAGAUAACUUACCUGGGAGCCAGAGGCCCUACCUUCAGCCAAAAUGUUCAGGGACAAGCGUGAACAAGAGGGAGGUGAUAGUGGUGGUGCUGUUACUGCGUGAGGAGAAACAAGCUUCACUGCAAGCAGCUGAUUUCAUUCUAGGAGUCUAGCCAGAGAAUGGAUCUCUAUUUGACCUUCUGCAUGCCUUUCCAAAACACUGGUGGGUUUUGGCAACCAUUGACCUCAGCAGAAAUUAAUGAAGCAGGAGGAUUCUUCGUUUACCCCUCCUGGGAAUCCAGCUGCUGAGCAUGGGUUGUCCUUGACUAUCUCUGGGCCUCAUAGGAAGCUUUUGAGCAUGGCCCUUGUUAUCUUCUCUACAGCUUCUGAGAGACCAGCAAGUGGGACCCCAAAAUUA
Messenger RNA from Urocitellus parryii (Arctic ground squirrel), 4396 nucleotides. It is a transcript of the gene Mtf1, whose product is annotated as metal regulatory transcription factor 1. The record is from RefSeq and is a predicted model, not a curated record. NCBI's taxonomy places the organism in Eukaryota, Metazoa, Chordata, Mammalia, Rodentia, Sciuridae. Gene Ontology annotation, cellular component: nucleus. Gene Ontology annotation, biological process: regulation of transcription by RNA polymerase II.